AUGUUAAUGCGCGAAAACAUGAAACAAUCCAUGAUCCAAUCAGUAAACCACACCAACUCCGACCUGACUUUGACUCCUAUUUUAAACAUGAACAAGAAAAACUAUCAAAACAUCGAAACCAGCUUCGCUUGUCCAGACUGCGAUCGUGUUUAUAAGUUGAAGAGCUCCUUGCGCAACCAUCAGAAGUGGGAGUGCGGAAAGGAGCCGCAAUUCAAGUGUCCUUAUUGCUCCUACAAGGCCAAGCAAAAAAUGCACAUGGCUCGUCAUAUGGAGCGCAUGCACAGAGAGAUCGAUUAUUCGGCGAUCAAAACCGAAAUCAAAUCUGAGUCGAUAAUUGCUGAUAAAGCAAACAAUGAACCGCCAGCGCAGGCGAUGCAACCGAUGUAG
Messenger RNA from Brassicogethes aeneus, 387 nucleotides. Lineage: Eukaryota; Metazoa; Arthropoda; Insecta; Coleoptera; Nitidulidae. The record is from the annotation of a GenBank genome assembly.